CGGCCCCGCGUGGGCCUCGUUCUCAUGGUGAUCGGCGCCGCAGGCUGAGCUAGGCCAAGCCGCGCAGAGCCUAGAACACCCGCAGCCGCCGCAGCCGCCGGAGCCGCCGCAGCCGCCGCAGAGAGCCUGGUCCGGGAGGAGGGCAGCGGUGGAGGACCACACCCUGGGCCUGGGUCAAGGCCACCCUGGGGCGGCGGGGGCGCAGGAGAAGAAGCCUUCCAUGGGCGCGAGGGCUCGGCACUGGGCGGGGCUGCGGAUGCGCGGGGCAAGGACUUCGGAAGGAUGAGGUCCUCCGUGAGGCCAUUGGGGCCGCCUGUGAGCCGGGAUCGCAUCAUCGUCAGCUUCCCUAAGUGGUACACGCCUGAUGCCUGCCUGCAGCGCAAGGAACACUUCCACGGGCACAUCAGUGCAGCCUGUGAGCACAGGGACACAGGCACUGUCGGGCUCAGACUCUCCAAGGUGGUGGUUGUGGGAGACCUCUAUGUCGGGAAGACCAGCCUCAUCCACAGGUUCUGUAAGAACAUUUUCGACCAUGACUACAAGGCCACCAUUGGGGUGGACUUUGAGAUCGCGCGCUUCGAGAUCGCUGGGGUUCCGUACAGCCUCCAGAUCUGGGACACGGCUGGACAGGAGAAGUUCAAGUGCAUCGCAUCCGCCUACUACCGAGGUGCCCAGGCAAUCAUCACGGUGUUCGACCUCUCUGAUAUGCAGACCCUGGAGCACACCAGGCAAUGGCUGGAGGAUGUGCUGCGGGAGAACAAGCCAGGCUCCAGUGCCAUCUUCCUGGUGGGAACCAAGAAGGAUCUUCUGUCAGGGGUGGCAUGUGCGCAGGCUGAAAUAGAGGCUGUGCGCCUGGCCAACGAGAUACAGGCCGAGUACUGGGCAGUGUCAGCCAAGACAGGGGAGAACGUGAAGGCGUUGUUCAGCCGUGUGGCUGCCCUGGUAUUCGAGCAGUCGGUCCUGUGGGAACUGGAGAGGAGGAGCGGCACCCGGCCCCAGGUCGGCAACGCAAGCCUCAUCCGAAUGGAAGGGAGUCUGCCAGAGGCCCAGGAGAGUGAGAGGCUCUCCAGCCUGGGCUGUUGUUAG
Messenger RNA from Trichechus manatus latirostris (Florida manatee), 1086 nucleotides. RefSeq names its product RAB36, member RAS oncogene family (gene RAB36). The transcript has 12 exons. Lineage: Eukaryota; Metazoa; Chordata; Mammalia; Sirenia; Trichechidae. Gene Ontology annotation, molecular function: GTP binding; GTPase activity. Gene Ontology annotation, biological process: vesicle-mediated transport. The record is from RefSeq and is a predicted model, not a curated record.